GAAAACGGCUCAGGAGGUGCCUGGUCGGUCGGGGUUGGUGUCGGGGGAUUCCGCAGUUAUGGAUUCCCUUCGCGAGCAGGUCAUGAUCAAUCAGUUCGCGCAAGCAGCCGGCUGCGCGAGGGACCAGGCCAAACAACUACUUCAAGCUGCCCACUGGCAGUUCGAGACGGCGCUCAGCGUUUUCUUCCAAGACGCGGCCGUGCCAGGCUGCCACCCGGCGGGACACUUUAGCUCGAUGUGCACGCCCGCCAACACGCCGGCAACGCCGCCCAACUUUCCAGAGACGUUGCUGUCGCUGUCCAAGCUCUCGGCCGCCACCCCUCCAACAGCGCCCAGCCCCGUGCAGGGCUCCGCACUGCAGGGCGGUUACCAGGGCUGCAUGGGAGCGCCAAGCCAGUACGCUCCACAGCGGAGUGGGGGUGGUGGCAUGCCUUCUCACUCUUCCCAGGGCCGCUGUUUCCCGGCGAGCACGUCACCUUCCUCGUCCUCCAUGGAAGCUCAACGAUAGAUCGUCCUUCGACGUGGAGAAAACAGCCUGUCCCCUCAAUGACACGGAAGAGAAUGGGCUUGCGCCACACCGAUGGGGCACGUGCUCUGCGCAGCUUCGUCGCAGUCCACGAGUGCGACAGAGCGCAUGUCCGGACAUUCGAUCGGCGAUGCUGCAUGCGCGGAACAGGGUGGGGUUGUGAAUUGAGGGGAUCGGCAUUGAGGUGCGGACAUUUCGGAAUGGUAAUUGCUGAGAGUUGAAAUGGCGUGCUUUUGGUUUGGAAGGAGGUCUCUGCGUGCGUAUGUGUGGAAAUCGUGUUUGGGACAGGGCCCUCCCAAGGGUUGGCCGUGUUGUACUGGUUACCUUUUCUUUAACACCAUUCAGUCUCCAAUGAGCUCAAUUAGGGUUUCACUUCACAUGGCAUUGCAGCUGAGGACUGAGGGAGAACCAUGUGGCCAAGUGAAGUCGUGGCACAGCAGUUUUUCAAAACUCUCGUCGCCUAUCAACAAGACGAAAAAUGUGCCGAGUAUGGUGUUGGCAAUCAGCUGAAUAAAGGACGAAGAAUUGUCGUUUGCUGGUCACUGACAAGAUUUAGAAUUGCUGUGCUAAAGAUUGCUUUAGGUACAACAUUCGAGUUGUAGUUAAAUUCAUUGCCUAUUUUUAACAGGAUGAAUUGGAAUGUCUAAGUACACACCAUAAUUUUGAGAGAUGGUUGACUAUCCAAGUUUGGUGUUCUGACAAUGGUGGUUCGUAAUAGCGGAUUUGUAGUUUACUGUAAUGUGGGCUGCAGAGAAUUGUUUUGCCUCUCGUAACUGGUAAUAUUCUAAAUGGAUUUCACGUAAACUUUCCAUCAAGUGUUGACGAGACCAGAAAAAUCUGUGCUUUCAAAAGCCUUUCGGAAGCACCAUUUGUUUAACUGCACCGUACUAUGGGUUCAAACCAUGACAGUACCAUCGUCAGCUGAGGCGCUUUCUACUUACGUUCAUUUCGGUUGCCUGUUAGUAAAAGCAUGCAGCCUUCUGCAAAUGUGCACCUAGUGCAUUGUCAUGCUCACAUCGGUGCGUCAUUGAAAGCGCAGACUUUUCUCUUGUCUUCUAGAAUCGAUAGUUGUUGAGAUCCGACACCGAGAAAGUAAUUCAAGUACUCUUGGUUAUAGUUAGUGUGGGUAAUGUGGCAGCUACAGCCAGAGCUUGAAAGCAAGGUGCUUCUCAUAGGAUGUUUUUCACUGCUCACACUAGACUGCCUUGGGCAAUGCUUUCAGACAGCAUUAGUAUCGCCAACAUAUUGAGCACUGACGGGCAGUUCGAGCUGUCAAAUCAAAAGGAUAUGCCGUGCCGUACGUCUUGCAUUUUGCUGGUGGCCUACAGAUGCCACCAUCUGCAGUAGUAAAAACUUUAACCCACUGCGGCCAUAUGAACCACUCCAGUCGCUCAGUGUCCCAUGCUGUUCACAUUACUCGGAGACUUUUAAGGAAGGAAGGCCAGGCGGGAAGCACCAUGUGUUGGAUGUGGAGGCUAGCGCCAUCGAGAGCGCUUGUGAGUGUGUUUGUGUCGGAAGAAAAGUGGCGUGUAACCAGGGUGCAUGUGCUUGUUGGAAGGUUCGGUAGAAGGCCAGACUCCCAUCUCACCCCACCCCUUGUCCCCAUUCUCAUCCCCUAUACCUUUUUUAAAGCAAACUGAAAAUUUCAGUUCGUCAUUUUCUAGGAUUGUGCAGAAGGGUGAUGUCAUUGAGUGCCCUUAGAAAAGGAAUAAGAGAGUGGCACCACAAUGCCUGGCCUUUUAUUUCGUUUCCGUUUAUUGGCGGAUGUGUGAUUGGUCGGGUACACGUCUCUGCAAUGAAAAAACGGCGACAUAAAAAUGUUGUGCAUUCUUUUUUUUUUAGUUUUGCCCUCGUGUGUGCAUCCAGUUUUUCAAGUGACAAGACAAGUGUACUGUCACUUCCCUUUCGGGGAUGCAAUCGCUUUUACGGGCUUUGCACCGGACGUCCUUGCUAUGGUGUGUGACAACGUGUGUAGACUAUGCUGUAACGUUGAUAUUACACCAAAAAUGUCACAUCUAGGUGCUGACCGUGCAAGAGUGGUUGCAUCCCUCAAAGUGAACCUGUUCUCAACUUUCUUUUUUCAUGCGAAUUCAGAAUCUGUUUGCAACAUUAUAAAAAAGCUAGAGGUGCUGUUGUGCCUGAGCGAUUUCGUUUGUUUGUUUUACCUGGAUAGGAUUGCUGUGCGUUUAUUUGUAAGCCCCCUUUUUGUGAAGGAAUUGUCGACGUGGAGUGCGUGCGUGGCUUGCUAUUUCGUCUGUAGUGCGUUGGCCCCUGAACGUUCUAGUGUGCGACAGUUGGGACGUUUGCUUUUUGUAGCCUACUUGCCAAAGCGUGGCUGGACUUGUGAUAGAAAGUUGGCUCGUAAACUUGAAGCUGCUUGUUGCCGAGCUAUUGAGCAAAGCCUCCCAGUCAUGCCACCUCGCUGUGAAAUGUGACAUGUCUUGUUUGCCUAUGUUUAAGUAAGUUGCCAGGGGCUAGUUCGACUGGAAAGCUACUUUAUUAUUGGCUUCUCUGUCUCCAUCCCGUGAAUCGAAUUUUUAAGGCUCACGUUUAUUCACUAUUGUUGGCCCGAUCAUUUACUGGAAUGUCUGUGCACACUUUGAACAGCUGACAGUCACCUUUAUUUAUCAUUUCUUUUUCAAGCUAUUUAGAUUCUCGCAUUGGGCAGUGGCAAACGCCCACGUCUGCACGUCGACCAUGUUUCUUGCAAGUGACUGUGUUUCGUUGGACUGGAACGACUUAUGAAACGGUGGCUCGAUAAAAUUCUUAUGCUCCUCAACGUGUUUGUCUCCGCCAUCAAUGUAGCUUUUGGGGGGUUUUGCCGUAUUGUCGUAAUCAUGGAGCUUACUAGUUUCAAAUGACGAGAGUACAGCUCUUUAUCUUUUUUUUUUUCCCCAACCUAAGGCAUGUUGCAGAGUGGCAAGCAGCUUUCUGCGGGUUUUUCUUUUCCUCUCGAUUGGAUGGCGCUCGAAGAGUGUUAGGGGUCGCUCACCGCUCGCCAACAGAGUUGCUCACUCGUUGGUCUAUUUUAGUUUGAUAUGUCUAUUUUUCUCGCCUAGUCCUUACGAUUUCUCGCAGAAGUUCGUGCGCCACUCCUGAACCCAGUGGUGUUGUCUAUUCUCUGUGCUAGUGGUAGCUUGUUGUGCUGGAUGAGCUUCAUUAGAGAAUCCCAGUGGCUCAUUGCAUAUUCUAUGUUACUCAGCAGCUUGUUCUGUAUUGAAGGUUACCCACUGCUCUUGGUAUGUUCAGCAAGUUGUUGCAUAUCCAAGGUACCCACAGCUUUUGGUAUAUGCAACAGGUUUUGCAUAUCCAAGGGUACCCACAGCUCUUGGUACAUGCAACAGCUUGUUGCGUUACAACCAUAGCAAACCAGAGCCUUUUUUUGGUUAACCUUCCUGUCUUUCCUUUAUCUUUCUGUCUCUCGUUGUGUAUCCAAGGUUACUCAACAGGUCCUGAUAUACUGAACAGCCUUUUGCACAUUCGAUUACCCGACAGCUCUUAGGGUGAUCAUCUUAUGGCCACAUGGGUGCAUUUCAGCUGCUUAAUGCAUUGCCAAAGUUUUGCCAUCUGGAAUUGGGGAUUUUUGCUCUUUUUAACAAAAAGGCAGCGAUGCCCGCACUUUAAAUAUACCCCCUAUUGAGAUAAAAACUCUGAAAUGCUGUUAUCGAACAUGAAAGGUUUCGGUUUUCUCAUUAUAGUGCAUCGAAGUAAUCGUAAGACACCCUAUUAGUUGGAGGUCUGCCUUCGUGCAUUGCAGUUUUGAAAAUGGAAUUGAGUGUGGCCAGAUUUUCAAUGGCUUGUCCUUUGGCUGAGAAUUCCUGAAUUCGAAUUCCUCAGCAUCUGUGUAAUGGCAAAUGAUUGCGCUCAAGUUUGCACAAACUGUGAGGUCCCUAAAAGAUUACUGCAUGAGUAACUUCAGGACUGAAGACUUCUUUUUAGAGCUUGUGAAGAGGGAGACCUGCAUAGCGCGACUUGUGAACUUUGGUCAAAAUGGUGCCGUGACUGCACUGAUUGGCCAGUGGCUAGAUUGACCCGACUCCCCCCGGUCGAAAUGCGGGAUUCUGGUCUCGCCCUGUUACUUUCCAAUGUCUUCAGUAUUCUCGUGUGCUUAUGUGCCUUCGAGCUAUUGACAACCAUGACGCGCAGCUCUUCAAAGAAACUCGUUGUGUUGCUCGCAAAUCGUCUCUUCAGCUGGGUUUGUUGCGAGGUUUUCAUAACCUUUCCAGGGCAAGUCCGGGGCGUAAGAAAGUGCUGUUCAUACUUAGAUGUUUUUUGGAGUAACUGUGGACUUACUUGCAUGAAUGGGUGUUGAAAAAAAAUCGGUGGAUCUAUGUGAGAAGCAAUAUUGUGUGUCUCGAUAUCGACAUUAUCUAUAUAUGUAUUAUGAUAUAUACAUAUACAUUCGCAUAGUGGGCGUAACUGGCGGGAUUCAGUUAUAAAAUGAGUAUAAUUGACCACCACCUCAGUGAUGCAGAUAUUUUAUUGAGCUGAACUCUCUAUUUUGUGUCCAGUGAAACAUAGUCAUGCCGUAUAUAUAUAUAUAUAAAGUGACUGCUACGUGACAGUUUGACUGUUUUAACCUUUUUUUGUUUCUAGUUUUUGUUAUUGACUCUAUUUAGAGUCCAUGCUAGGACAAGGGUAUGUUGUGCCGGUACUGACGUAUGCACGAGUGUUCAUUGACUGAAUAAAGUCUUGUCACCAUCAACUU
Messenger RNA from Rhipicephalus microplus (southern cattle tick), 5234 nucleotides. RefSeq names its product UBA-like domain-containing protein 2. The record is from RefSeq and is a predicted model, not a curated record. Gene Ontology annotation, molecular function: protein binding. Lineage: Eukaryota; Metazoa; Arthropoda; Arachnida; Ixodida; Ixodidae.